This is a messenger RNA of Eutrema salsugineum, 1122 nucleotides long. Its product is annotated as pentatricopeptide repeat-containing protein At1g62350. Bases 63 to 842 code for a protein of 259 amino acids. Gene Ontology annotation, molecular function: RNA binding; protein binding. Gene Ontology annotation, biological process: Group II intron splicing; chloroplast organization. The record is from RefSeq and is a predicted model, not a curated record. NCBI's taxonomy places the organism in Eukaryota, Viridiplantae, Streptophyta, Magnoliopsida, Brassicales, Brassicaceae. The transcript is spliced from 2 exons.
UGUCAUUUUCUACUAUUUUCGUCACACCACAGAGGAGACGGAGACAGAGCCUAACGGCGAACAUGGAAGGAUUAGGACUGCGAAGUUGCGGAGAGGAGAUUCUUCGUCUUGGAUUUGUGAUACGACGUGGAGUCUGCGGCCGUUUUCCGAUCCUCCGGCGAGCUAUGGAGAUAAAGAUGAGAGACCGUAGCAAGAACAGGAAACCAUUGCAGAGAGGCCGGAUGCUCAGUAUCGAAGCGAUUCAAGCGGUUCAAGCCCUGAAGCGAGCCAAUCCUCAGCCUCCUCCUCCUCCUUCUUCCACGUCUCCAUCUUCCUCUGUGAUGCUUGAUCGUGUAAUCGUUUCCAAAUUCCGUCGCCUCUUGAAAUUCGAUAUGGUCGCCGUUCUCAGGGAACUCCUACGCCAGAACGAGUGCUCUCUAGCUCUCAAGGUAUUCGAAGAGAUUCGAAAGGAGUAUUGGUACAAGCCUCAGGUGAGAUUGUACGCAGAUUUGAUCACGGUAAUGGCGGAUAAUAGCCUGCUCGAAGAGGUGAAUUAUCUCUACUCCGCUAUGAAAUCAGAAAAUAGUUUAAUGGGUGACAUUGAAGGCUUCAACACUCUCUUGGUGAUUCUUCUGAAUCAUAAGCUGUUUGAUCUUGUCAUGGACUGCUACGCCUUUAUGCAAUCAAUAGGGUAUGAGCCUGAUAGAUCCUCCUUUAGAAUCCUAGUCCAAGGUCUUGAGUCCAAUGGCGAAAUGGGUUUAUCGGCUAUUGUAAGGCAAGAUGCUCAUGAGUAUUAUGGCGAAUCACUCGAUUUUACUGAAGAAAAUGAAGAAAUCUCUAGUGGGACUGGUGUGUUGAUCUAGCAAUGGAGCAAAAAAAGGUCAGAGAUUGGCGCUUAGUAGCUUGAAGGAUCAUACCGUAUACUAGUAAUCUCUCCAAAGUAGACCCAUUUUCUAUCUGGUCUAUUUAGCCGCGGGGCUGUUUGGUAUGAUGCGUUGAUUCUUGUGUAUCCAACGCUAGCCAAACAAUCUCAUGUAGUCUUGUAAGUUGUAAGAUAGGAAAAAGUUGCCGAUAAUAGUAACUUGAAUCUGUUCCAAGUCACUAAGUGUCAAGUCUAUGGAAACCACUAACAGCUUCUCAAGU